UUCGGUUCGCUCAGUUCAUGCAGACAGUUGGCCGCGGCCAGACCGAGGAUAGCAACCCGCCGCCACACGCGAUUCCGCCGACAGAAGAAGAAGUCGAAGAAGUAGAAGUCAUCAGCGGUGUGCGAAUCGGUUUCGAAGAGCAGCAGCGCGCGGCACUUCCGGCGUUUUUUUGGUUUUGUGGCGUCGCGUGUGCCACGCCGGUGGCCCUUGUCGGUGGCCUCGCGGAAAUUGAAUUACUACCAACCGGUGAAGGACGCCUACUGCGCCACCUGGAGCAAGGGGUGGUGAUGACAUAGACGCCCUUGUUUGUCGAAGCGGCGCGCGUGGCCUACCAAGAUCUGCUGCUGCCAAACUCAUAUGGUUUCAAACUCUGUGGUCGUCUUGUGGUGCGGAUAGCCCUACUCAGUGUCCUUUCUACGUCAAGUGCGAUUAUGUAAAGAAGAAGAAGUUGAAGAAGUGGAAGAUUUGCAUUGGAUUGCUGGCUGGAUGGGAUGAAGCAGUAGUUGUGACAACGCGUCGCUCAUCAGCUGUGCGAGAGAGAACAAAAGGAGAAACAGUGCGUCGUCGUGUUUGGCGGUGUGUGAGUGUGAUUACGGACGAAUAGCUGCUGAACCGUCGAUUUGGGAAGUGUUCCAAAAGGUGCUUUCAGCAGUGCAGUAUCGUGUUCUUCGAGAGAGAGUAAACGAUAAAAGUUGACACCGUAGUUAUCGCAUAGUGCCUGCCGCUGCUGAGAGCAAUGCAUAUUAAACGAAGAGUUCUGCUGGAGCUCGCUGAAGCCACCGUCGAAGGAAAGUUCAAGAAGAAAUGAAACCAUCGCCGACUCCGGAAUGGGGACGACUGGAAGGAUUUAGCAGUGAAACAACAGAAGCAUGAAGUCAGCAUGAAGUCUCUCUCUCUCUUGAAAUAGUGUGAAACCCGACCAAGUGUGAAUCGAGCAAAGUGUGCUAAUUCAGUGUGCUUAAGGGAGGAGAAGAGAGAAGCGGAAUAAGUCGUCAAUAAGGAUAAGUGUGUACAUAGAGAGAAGAAUCGACACAAUCUUCCCCGCUACUAUACGACAGAGAUCAUAAAAAAAAUCACGAGUGGAGAGUAAUACCCAAAGAAAAUAGUGAAAUAAGUAGCAGAAAAUUAAGCUCCGCAGCAAGUAGAGGAAAAAUAGCGUUCUUUCUAGUGAAUUUAUCUUCUUAUUCCCGAAAAUAUAUUACCCCCGAAGCAAUAGCAGCGAAGCAACGAAGUUAAAUAGAAAUAAUAAUAAUAAUAGCAAGAAUAAAAUAGUGGCGAAGAAGAAGAAGAAGCAGCCGAAGCAAAAGUAGCAGCAGUUUAGUAGUGAAAGUAGUGAAAGUGAAGAAAGGCGAAACAAAAAUAGUGUAAAAAUGCCUGUCAGACGAGGACACGUCGCUCCCAAGACGACCCUUAUUGAAACGAUAAUCAGGAAAUUUGAUACGCAUAACCGUAGCUUCCUAGUGGCCAAUGCGCAGCCGGAAUCGUGCCACAUCAUCUUCUGCUCGGAUGGCUUCUGCAAGAUGACCGGAUUCACGCGGGCCGAGGUGAUGCAGCGGUCGGCCUGCACCGAGUUCCUGCAGGGCCAGAUGACCUCCCAGGCGGUCGUCCAGUCGAUCAAGGAGGCGCUGCGGAAGGGCGAGGAGCAGCACUUUGAGAUCCUGUACUACCGGAAGAAUGGUGUCAAAUUCCUAUGCUCCGAGGUGAUAGCCCCGAUCCGGUCCGAGGUGGACGACAUCUCGCUGUUCAUCAUCAACUUCGAGGACCUGACGAACCCGACCACGCCGGAACCGAUCGAGCAGGUCAAGCUGAGCAAAUUUCCCUUUCUUUCAGUUGACCGAGCGCGGGCCAGCUUUCGACAAUCGUUCCGGAUCGGUCACAUCGCCCUGCGGGACCGGGGUCUGCGGCUGGCCGGGUAUCUGACGCCGCCCUCGGAUGCCACCCAGGAGGAGGAGGAGAUCGGGAUCAACCGAAGUGCCAUUGAGAGGGGGUUUUGCAGCGACCGGGUCAGCCAAACGACGGUGCUCAAGGUGGAGACGAACAUCUGGACGCCGAUGUCGACGCCGGCGCUGACGAGGACCAAAGAACUGGAAGCGAUGGGCCCCGACAUCGACACGCUCAGUGGACCAGGCGAAAUUGUGAUAACGUCUCCAGAGACGGCCAAACUGGAAGUGACCCCGGUGGAGCAUUCGACGCCGACGAUCGUCGACGUCAAACCAGAGUUUCAGCAAACCAAAAGUUUAGACUUUGAUGUACAAUCAAAACUUGUAGAUCCCGAAAACACUAAACUAAUCCACUCUUAUGAAAGUACGCACGCGAAAAAUUGUCGAGGGUUGAUAGAGAAGCGUGCCCAUACGAUAGACGAUUUUAUGCGAGGUAAAGCCCGUUUAUUUUCGAAAACCAACAAAAAAAAACGCUUAUCAAAACCAAACCAAAACUUAAAUCUCAAAUUUGCAAGCAAAACAAGCAAAUCUUUGUAGAUGAACAUGCCAACAAAAAAAAACCAAUACUUCUCUCUUCUCUAAACUCUGUCUCUUUCAAAACUGCCUCACUUCUUCAAUUCAAAAAUCAAAUGCAACUUCAUGCUCUUUCCGAUACUUUCCACUAGAAGCAAAUAUGUGCAUUUUAUCGCAAUUUCGUUUCCCCCAAAAACUUUUCCUUUUCAAAAUUUCCAUAGAAACCGGGAAAGCCUAAUGUCAAACUAAUGUUCGUUUCGCACUCUUUUUCGUAGACUCAUUUU
Molecule: messenger RNA, 2737 nt
Organism: Culex quinquefasciatus (southern house mosquito)
Lineage: Eukaryota; Metazoa; Arthropoda; Insecta; Diptera; Culicidae
Product: potassium voltage-gated channel subfamily H member 8
Exons: 8
Coding region: 1371-2477 (368 amino acids)
Cellular component (GO): nucleus
Source: RefSeq, a predicted model, not a curated record